AUGAAAACAUUCUUGACUGAGUCAACGUUUGUACCUGAAGAACUAGAAGACGUCUUGUACACGCAUAGUCAUGCAGUCCAGGCAAUCCACUCCUGGAAAGCACAUCAACUCAGGUGUGUCAGGCAAGAUACAGCAAGGACGGCGUGCUUGAGCGCUUUAGAUGAGACCUCUGUACUCAUAACACAAGAUUGGGCUAUGAAGUUUUUACCGCUCAAAUAUAGAGAAAACCAAUCAGAUUGGUACGGGAAACGAGGAAUAUCGUGGCAUAUAAGUGUCAUCGCAAGAAAAAUGAGAGGGCUUUUAGAAAGUCAGUCCUUCGUCCACAUAGUUGAGAAUACAUCACAAGACAGCUCAGUUGUAGUGCGAAUUAUUGAGCACACCUUAAGGUCGCUGAAAGAGGAGAAUCCUAGAAUCAACAGAGCAUUUCUACGGCAAGAUAACGCGGGAUGUUAUCACAGUUCUGCUGUAAUAGCUAGCAUCAUGCACCCUAAUGAAGGCAAACACUGGGAUAGACGUUUGCAGAGUAGAUUUCAGUGACCCUCAAGGAGGCAAGGGGGCUUGUGACCGAAAAGCCGCCACUAUCAAGGCCCAUGUCCGCAGGUAUGUAAAUGAGGGCCACGACGUGCAAAAUGCUGAACAGCUUCAAACAGCUAUCCUGUCUAAUGGGGGUGUCACCGGGGUUCGCGUUACUGUUGUUAAUGCUGCCGUUUCUGCCUGUGAACUGCCUCAAGUCAAACUUGAUGGUAUCAGCACGUUAAACAACUUUGAGUACUGCAAAGACAAGUUGACAGUUUGGAGAGCUUUCAACGUCGGAAAUGGAAGGGAGAUCAGCCAAACGAAAGUUCAAGGUAAAAAAAAAUACGGGCAUAGUGAUAUAUAAAUGUACUGUAUUGGAGUGUUGCAAAUACUCACUGACUUAGUCCGCUAAUAAUUACGGAUAACGGGCAACAUUAACAGAGUAUGAGAGAGUCUAUACUAAUGGCUACUAUAGACAACUCAGUCAGUUGUGUACAUGAUAAAUUAACAAACCUUUAAAAGACGCGAAAAACGCUUCAUCUGAAAUUAAAAAAGACUUCCAUUUCAAUGUUCGCUUUUUUAGUUGCUGAUGUCUUGCAAAGCUGCAAAUUUACUUGCCGAUUUUCCCCUGGUGACUUUGUAAAAGCAUCCAAGGAAGCCUCAAAGAAGCCAAGACCCAAUGAAACGAUGACAAUAGAAGAAACGAAAGACGCUUCUGUCUUGUUCUCCUGCCCAAAUGAAGGUUGCAUCAAGGUAUACGAGAGAUACUCGAGUCUCGAAAGGCAUAUGUCGUUUGGCAAAUGUGAGUUGAUUCCGGAGAAAGAGACUUUGCUGGACAGGGCUAAAUUAACGUACCACGCUAUCCUUCAGGACGAUAUUGGCAUUGCAAAAGUAUUUGAAGGAAGGGAAACGGAGAAGAAGCACGGUGUCAGUUUACCUGAGGGUUGGGCGUUGAAAACUGCAAAGAAGUCGUCACGGUUUAACGAAUCACAAAGAAAGUACCUGGAGGAAAAAUUUGAGCUUGGACAGCAAACAGGCCACAAACAAAACCCUGAGAAAGUGGCGAGAGAUAUGCGUUUUGCAAAAAAAGCAGAUGGUUCGAGGCUGUUCUCGAGUGGUGAGUUUCUUACCUCGCAGCAGAUACAGUCUUUCUUUUCAAGAUUAUCGUGCAAGUUGCGUCACGAUGUAGAGGUUAGCGACUUAGAUUUACAAGCUUCUCAGGAUGAACAAGAGUUUUGCGACACCCGCCAGGCUGUGUUAAAGGAAGUACAGCUAGAACAUCCCAUCGCUUAUGACAACCUAAACCUUUGCGAAUUGACCAAGAAAGGUAACAUGAAAACACUCAGCAUUGCAAUGCUGAAGAACAUAUGCGAGUAUUUUGAUAUCUGCACGGAAGAAUUUAACCCAAGGCGCAAGGCAGAGUACCUUGCCGCGUUAGGGGAUCUUGUAAAAGGGUGCGGCUGUAACGCCUAA
Porites lobata is the source of this 1989-nucleotide messenger RNA. NCBI's taxonomy places the organism in Eukaryota, Metazoa, Cnidaria, Anthozoa, Scleractinia, Poritidae. The record is from the annotation of a GenBank genome assembly.